CGGCAGGGGCGGCCCCGGGAUCACAUGGGUGGAGGCAGGUCCCGCAGUCCCGGGCGGGCUCUCCCCAGAGUUGGUCCAGAGUCGGCAGGAGCGGUGUCUCCUCGCCCUCUCUCUUCUGGCCCUGCCCGUCCCGACCGCCCAGUCCAACAGGUAUGGCGCUGACUGUGGACUUGGUGGGCCCGGCACCCUGGGGCUUCCGAAUAACUGGGGGCCGGGACUUCCACAUGCCCAUCAUGGUGACCAAGGUGACUGAGCAAGGCAAGGCUGAGGCUGCCAAUCUCCGGCCUGGAGACAUCAUUGUGGCCAUCAAUGGGGAGAGUACAGAGGGCAUGCUUCAUGCUCAGGCCCAGAGCAAGAUUCGCCAGAGUCCAUCGCCCCUGCGGCUGCAGCUGGACCGGUCUAGAGCUGCCUCUCCAGGACAGACCAAUGGGGAGGGGUCUGUGGAGGUGCUGGCAACCCGCUUCCAGGGCUCAGUGAGGACGCAAACCAACAGUCAGUCUUCCUUUCCGUCUUCCUGCUCCAGUCCCACCUCCCUAAGCCCCAGGUCUGGCAGCCCCUUCUCUAGCUUGCAUCCCAGCAGCCCACAUCCCCUGGCAGCAGAGGUGAUGAUAGGCCGCAGUUUCCAGAGCUCAGCACUCUUCCCGAGCCCCCCUGCUGCUGACUGCUUGUCCUAUGAGGGCCGCCCUGGAAGCCUCCAGGCAGGCCUGGGCCGCGCUGGCGACUCGGCAGUGCGGGUGCUGCCACCUUCCCCAGUGCCCCGGUCCGGCGCCAGCCCCCGGCUCAGUGUGGACAUUUUGGAAGAGGAUUCCGAAGUCUUCAAGAUGCUGCAGGAGAACCGAGAGGGGCGGGCCCCGCCUCGCCAGUCUAGCUCCUUUAGGCUCCUGCAGGAAGCUCUGGAGGCUGAGGAGCGAGGUGGCUCCCCAGCCUUGGUGCCCAGCUCGCUGAGCCCACAAUCCUCCAUUCCCAAUCCCAGGGCUCUGGCCACCCCACCCCAGCUCCAUACAUGUGAGAAGUGUGGCGUCAGCAUCACGAACCAGGCCGUGCGCAUCCAGGAGGGGCGGUACCGCCACCCGGGCUGCUAUACCUGCAGUGACUGUGGAUUGAACCUGAAGAUGCGCGGCCACUUCUGGGUGGGGGAUGAGCUGUACUGCGAGAAGCAUGCCCGACAGCGCUACUCGGCGCCCACCACCCUCAGCACCUAGGCCUAAUGCCAGUGGCGAGGGGCCUGAUGGGGCCUUCUGUCCCUGGGUUAGGCCAGGGGCGGGAGUUGCCUUGGGCUGUGGGUGUGACUACAGCUUCACCUUCCAAGCUCCCCCUGCAGGACGGGUGUGGCCCCAGAAUCUGCGGUGGAUGGGCACUGUGUCUAUACCUUUGUGCCAAGUGGGCUGGGUGUACCCUCUGUAUAAAGUUCUCCCUUAUAAAUAUAUACAUGAACAAAUAGA
Messenger RNA from Erinaceus europaeus (western European hedgehog), 1442 nucleotides. RefSeq names its product PDZ and LIM domain 2 (gene PDLIM2). Gene Ontology annotation, biological process: muscle structure development; heart development; actin cytoskeleton organization. The record is from RefSeq and is a predicted model, not a curated record. The transcript is spliced from 10 exons. Lineage: Eukaryota; Metazoa; Chordata; Mammalia; Eulipotyphla; Erinaceidae. Gene Ontology annotation, molecular function: muscle alpha-actinin binding; actin binding. Gene Ontology annotation, cellular component: Z disc; adherens junction; stress fiber. Bases 153 to 1202 code for a protein of 349 amino acids.